UUUGUCUGAAUAAAAUUUACUAAUUUAUGUAUUUUUAUAACUAAUGCGGAGAAUCGGUGGAUUUUCAUUCUUCAUUGUAAGUCUUUGCCUAUGUCUACUCUUAUUUAUAGUAAAUAUAUCCUUCGUACUUAUAAUAAUAUUUUUAAAAAAGGAAGAAAAUUUAAUAUGUUGUGCUUCUUAAGUUAAAAUGAUAGUAUAUAUUGUAAAUUUUACAAAAAAAAAAAGUAAUUUUCUGAUAGACGGGAUGCAAAUUCAGGAAUAUCGCCAUUUUUUUUCUCGCUCAUUUUUCAUUUUGUACGCUCAUAAAACACGUGUCUCUUUGCUGCUUGAUACGAAAGAGGCGACGCCUCAAAAUGCGAAUGAACUGGGUAUUUUCCAGAUUAUCCCCGCGAGUUUCAUCAUCCAAUUUUCCGAAAAUGAUAAAUCCAAAAAAUAAUAAAAGUAUAGGAAAAAAACAAAAAUACAGAAAAUUCCUCCAAUCCUGCACCGCCGCGCCGCCGCCGCUCCCGCUCUUCCUCUUCUCAGGGGCAGAAGCAAUGGCGUCGGCGCCCUCCAUGCUGAUGUACUACUCUCCCUCCUCUCUGAACCCAAACCCUCGCCGUGUCCUGCGCCUCCACCUACGACCCUGCCCCGACCAGCCAUCCCCUCCCCGGCGACGGCGACGGCGACGAUCCACAACAUCAGGGACGAGGCUCUCCGCCAAGUACGUCCCCUUCGGCUGCGACUUCACCGCCUCCGAGUCCUACUCGCUCGACGAGAUCGUCUACCGCAGCCGCUCGGGCGGCCUGCUCGGCGUCCGGCACGACAUGGACGCCCUCAAGAAGUUCGACGGCUCGUACUGGAGGAACCUCUUCGAUUCACGCGUUGGCCAUGAGCCAGCCUCCGUACAUUGGUUGGGUAGUCCGCCGUCUCCUCUCAAAGCCUCCUCCUUUCGAGCCAGGGGACUCGCAUCGCCCCGAUGCUCCACUGCGACGGUUGACCGAGCAUCUGCUUUAAUGGCGAGCGCGAUUCCGGUGGCCUCCACCGCCGCUCCGCCCAUCGACGCUGGAUCGUCGGUUCGGAAGCCGAUCAGCUUGUGGCCCGUUACGUACUUCUCUCGCCCGUCACCAACGCCUCGUGGGAAGCGAGAUCCGAGACAUUCGAGGAAGUCGGCGAUGCCGGUGCGGCCGAGAGCGCUGCGUCGCCGGAGAGCGAAUUGGCUCCGAGGAGUCCGUCUAGGAGGAGGGCGAGCGUUUUCUACAAGUUUUCUAGGUGAUUAUGUGCUCGGAGAUCAGUGUAGGAAUCCUUGGAAGGAGAUCAGGAUGGGGAAGCUGGUGGAAGAUGUCGAUGCUCUCGCUGGGGCUAUAUGCUGCUUUUAGGUAAAUUAAACCGACCUUUGAACAAGUAUCGGAUGGUAAUACUUUUGUUUCUGGUUCUGAAUGUGGUGCCAUUGGUUUUCUGCGAUGCUUCUCCAGCUUAAAUUUCUCGGUUUGAAUGAUCGUUCAAUGGUUCAAAUGUGGUUUUAACCGAAUUUUGAUCGUUUUUGUCCCUGCAUACUGUGUCAUUGUAAGAAAGAGAGUUCCUAUGGGCUUUUCCUGCAGAAGAUGAAUUGCAUAUGAUGUCAUUGACACUGCUAGAGUUAGGUAAUACAGUCAAAUGGUGCUUCAAUAAAUUCCUGACAUAAAACUGACAGUUGCCGGUGCUUAGUCGGUGGGUGAUCAGUUCUAGUAUUCUGAUAUUCGUCGUUUGAAUGUCAAGUCCUUGUUUGAAUAAUCUAGAAUUGGUCAUCUGGUAAUUAGAGAACCUAUUGUAACAACAUGAUGCUGCUUUGCUGUAAGAAGUACUUUGUCUCAGUCAUUCGUAUAUGUGCAUAUCUAAAUUCUCAUCAAUCUUUGUCCAUGUCGAGUUCUGCAACCAGAAGGUUAAUGCCUAAGUUCUCUAGUCAUUAGCCGUAGUUCAUAUAGUGUGGGAAUUCAUUAUUUGAAUCGUGUGUAACAGAACAUCCCCAUUGUAUUCAGCCGUUUGCUUUGGGACUAGCAUUGCUCCAUCGACAAUAGCAACACAAGGCCUCUAUUAUUAGUUGCUGCUUCCCUACGCAGAAUGUUUCUCACGAGGCCAAUCCAUAUUGACAUUGACUUGCAAAUAGUGCGAGCUGUUACAUGGGCUGGGUGCUCGUCAAUGGAGAUCCACCUGGAAGUAACUCAGUCCACAGAAGAAAUCCAGGAUUCCUCAUAUUCAGUUGCACUUACUGCCAAUUUCACAUUCGUGGCUCAUGAUUCUAGACCUGGGAAAUCAGCUCCAAUUAAGCCCAUCUCCCCUGAGAUAAAAAGAGAAAAAUUACUUUGGCAAGAGGCAGAAAAGAAGGAAUAAAAUGAGGAAAAAGGAGAGAAGAAUGUAGCAUAGAUACUAAGGGGGAUAACUUGUCCAGGCUCCAAGCUUUGUUUGCUGAAGUUCGUGUCUUCUGUGAUAUGCCUACACUGGCAGACAGUGAUAUCAUUCCGAGAAGCGACACUUGUUUUGAGAACUCAUUAAUAUGCCAUUCACAGCAAAGGAAUAUUCAUGGGAGGGUAGUUGGAGGAUUUUAAUGUGAAUGCCUUUGCUGGUUUGUCAAUCUGGUUCUUUGAAGUUGACCAUGUUGAAUUCUUGAGACCUGUAAGUACUCAUCCAGCGCAUGAGGUAUUUCUACAUCUAGCUGCUGCUGUUGCAUG
Molecule: messenger RNA, 2687 nt
Organism: Eucalyptus grandis
Lineage: Eukaryota; Viridiplantae; Streptophyta; Magnoliopsida; Myrtales; Myrtaceae
Exons: 2
Coding region: 354-1358 (334 amino acids)
Source: RefSeq, a predicted model, not a curated record